UGGCAACACAUUCAUGGCCUGUUUGGAUACGACUGACCAAAAACCCGAGUGUGUGGCGACCAAGUCUUUGAUUGCCAGCAAACGUUUGACAUACGAUGCAGUGAUCACGGCAGCGUGCAAGCCGGCCAGACAUUCGAAGACUGUCUCAAACAGAGAGAUGCAGACACCAACUGUGCCAGCCACCGCUCUGUCAUCGACAACAUGAGAAAACUCUACACCCAGGAGAUCUCACAGAAAGGAUGCUCCUCCCCCACAGUGGUGGCGUGUGUCCAGGGAAUGGAGAACUGCUCCAGCGUCUACAACGUCAAAGAGGCCAAAAUGACGUCAUCCAAGGAGUGCAGUGACGCGACGGCCUUUGUGGGAUGCUUGUACAAACUAACAUGUACAGCGGCGUAUCGGAAUCAGAUGAACCAACUCUUCAACAUAAUCAGAGCCAUGAUCAAAGCCACAAAAAGCGACUGCAAUCCUUUCGGGGGUGUUUCUGCGGUGACGUCAUCCGUGGCCUGCCUGGUGUGUGGGGUCUUCCUCUCCGUCUUCUCUGUCUUCCGGUUCUGAGACGGACCGACCGGAUGCUCGCCUCUGCCUUCCAGAAAGUUCUGAUGUAGAAACACAAAGGGUUAUCUAGUGGGAGGGGUUUGCAGUACGCAAAACAAAGUGCUUUAUGGGAAAUUUUGUUUAUGAUUUGUCAAGUAAAACGAUCGAGUUUGAAGGUUUUACAGUAAUCAAAACUACAAUCUUUAUGUGAAAAUUUAAUGAUUUGAUGUUGACAAAGCAAGAGCUCUCUGGCAUGGAGGGUUUACUGUACGCAAAACAACAUGCUUUAUGAGAAAAUUGUAUGAUUUGAUGAAGACAAACAACGUGCUUUAUGUGAAAUUUUUAUGAUUCUUGUCAUGUCAAUUUGUGAAUCGAUCGAGUUUCAAGGGUCGACAGUAUACAAAACAACGUGCUUUAUGUGAAAUGUGCAUGAUUUGUCAAGUAAAACGAUCAAGUUUGAAGGGUUUACAGCACGCAAAAUUACAUGCCUUAGGUAAAAUUUGUAUGAGUUGUCCUGUAAAACUGUAUGGCUGUGUGGCUUUUGGCUUCAGUUCGGUGAGAUAGAAACCAUGAAAUGAUAUUAUGUUGGAAAUUGUAAUAAAAGGAUUAUUUCUUACUU
Messenger RNA from Aplysia californica (California sea hare), 1153 nucleotides. RefSeq lists its product as uncharacterized. The record is from RefSeq and is a predicted model, not a curated record. NCBI's taxonomy places the organism in Eukaryota, Metazoa, Mollusca, Gastropoda, Aplysiida, Aplysiidae.